Messenger RNA from Necator americanus (New World hookworm), 1842 nucleotides. RefSeq lists its product as uncharacterized. The record is from RefSeq and is a predicted model, not a curated record. The coding region runs from base 1 to 1842 and encodes 613 amino acids. The transcript has 5 exons. Lineage: Eukaryota; Metazoa; Nematoda; Chromadorea; Rhabditida; Ancylostomatidae.
AUGGAAUCUUUGACAACAACCAUUCGUUUCGUCACGCUGAACUGCCAAACACUAUCGAGCAAACUCCAACAAGCCGCUCUAUCCAGACUUCUGCGAUAUCUCUGUGUGCCUUUUGCUGCACUGCAGGAGAGAUGCAUGAGAGAUUGGCCUGUUAUCAGCAUCGAAAAUUACACCUGCGUUACUUACUGCUGCGAUGCUGAUGAGAACAAAGUAGGUGGCUGCAUGAUAGCUUUGAGGAACGAUUACAAGAACCUGGUGGAGGAAUUCGGCUCAACGUCGCCUAGAUGUGACUUUCUACGACCGCGGGAUCGCAGAGGACGUAAACUCUGGAUCAUAAGUGAUCACGCACCUACGGAAACCGCUGAAGACAACACGGAGCGCACGUCAAACAACGAUGACCGGCUGGUCGACUUGUGCGAACAGACGGGCCUCAUUAUCGAUUCCACGUUUAAAAGAAAUGUUCGACGCCAUCAGCUCAUGUGGCAGGGCUUCACUACGUUCUGGCGAGAAACAUUCCUCAGUCAGAUAUCCGAAAAUCUACAGCUGUUUGGAAUGUCGCGCUUGACUCCGACAUCCGCCCAGUUCUUCUCAGCUUCAGCUCACGGCUCCACAAGAGAAACCGAGGAGUUCCUCUUCAACCGAAAAUCUACAAGGCAGAGGGAUCAUUUCAAGUCCUCGCUGAACCGGCAAGCGCCGUUAGCUCCUGAACUCGAGCACAUUCAUAGGCCGACAUAUGCGGUUAACGAGGAGCCACCGACCGAGUCGGAGGUCCUGGUCUGUAUUCAAAAGAUGAAGAAUGGAAAAUCUGGCGGAGACGACGGGAUUAGCGCAGAAAUGCUAAAAUAUGUUCCUCCGUCUGGGAUUCGUGAGAUGACAAAGAUCAUCCGUUCAACAUGGAUAGACGAAAGGAUACCUGAUUCGUGGAGACACGCUAUCAUAAUUUCGUUCCACAAGAAGUUAUCCGUCACGGACCCUAGGAAUUAUCGAGGAAUCUCUUUGCUGCGUGUUAUGUAUAAGGUAUUGGAGCGCAUUAUCCUGGGCCGACUCAUUAAACAUCGCGAAGAAACAACGCGCGACGAGGAAGCUAGCUUUCGUCCUGGCCGAUCUACGACUGACCAGGUGUUCAUUGUCAGGAGAGUGAUCGAAAUCUUGCAGCGGUAUUCGAAGCCAAUGCAACUAGCGUUUCACGACUUUCGCCUGCCUUCGACUCUCCUCAUCGAGGCCGUCUUCUCAACGCGCUCCGCGCCGAUGGAGUACCAGGAAAUGGUAACUGGAGUAAGACAAGGGGCAGUGGCAGGACCCUUCCUGUUCUAUUUCGCCAUCGACGACAUUCCGCGAAGAACAGUCGGCCAGUGUCCUGCCAACAUUGUCUUAGCACCAUCAGGGUGCCGCUUGACUGAUUUCGAGUACGCCGACGAUAUUGUUAUAUUCGCGGAAAGCAGUACGAAACUUCAACACGUUGUCAACCUUGUACCGAAGCUGGUUGCAGCCUAUGGACUACAUCUACGCCCUGAUAAAUGCAAGCAGAUGUGGAUCUCUUCGAUACCUCAAACGGGAAUCAGGGUGGACGGACAACCGAUAGAACUCGUCGAUGGGCUCUGUUACCUGGGCUGUACGCUAAAGAAUAACGGCAGCUACGAGAUAGAUGUUCAGCAAAGAUGCGCUAAGACCACUUCUGCAUUUAACUCCUUAACGAAAUCCCUGUGGUUGACCCCCAUCACCAACGAAGUCAAGCUGCGAGUCUACCUAUCCGCAACUUGCCCCAGCAUGCUGUACGGAUCGGAGACUUGGACCGUCAACGGUUAUGGAGAGGCUUGGUUGCACGGAACGAAAGCUGCUUAG